AUGGCAAAGUUGCGAAUUGGGGCUUGUUUUAUGGAACGCCGCCUCGUUCCUCAUUGGGGACAGAGUGGGGACAAUCAAGAAGAAGACAGGCUCAAGAAAUUAUUGGUUCAGCAUUCAUCGUUGCAACUUUACUUCAGUACAAUACCUCGGUCUCAGGUCGGAAUCUCCACUGCUACAAGUAUCUGCUCCACCGCCACGGGCGCCGUCGCCAGCGGCAGAUUGCACGGUCGUUCUCUCAUCGCUCUAUUUGAGGUCCAAACGUACCAGACGAAAAAAAUGGAGUUCGACACUCGCGACCCAGAGGAAAAAAUGGCGAGCUUUAGCCCAUGGAAACGGGGACGCUCCGAGUCUUGGGGUCACUGCCAAAUUGGCCGGCAUUCUUUUUGGGAAGAGUUUGAUACUCAUACCUUUGCCAAUAUGGACUUGGACAUUGACACGAAAAGAGCUGCUACGAAAGCUUCUCCAUUUGUUGUCAGCCUUGUCUCCCUUUCAGGUGGGAAGCCACUAUUUAUGGGCUCUGGCACUAUCGUGGAUUGCGAGGAAGCUAAUGGUGCACACCUCAGUACUAGUACUAUCUUGACUUCAGCCAGUCUUUUCAGAACUUCUGCUGAAUCAGACGCCUUACCUAAUGAUAUCAAGGUUGAAGUGUAUUUAUCAGAUGGUACAUUACUGGAUGGUCAAGUGUACGCCUGCGAUUUCCACUAUAAUCUUGCUUUGGUUAAGAUUGAAUCUGGUGCAUUGUUGCAACCAGCAAGUCUAAGGAAUCUGGAUGACUCUAUCAGUAUACAUCCUUGUGAAAUCCAAAGCGGGACGGGUUCUGAAUCUUUUCAGCUUCGUCCCCAUUCUGAUUUAUUUCAUCUUUGUCCUGGAGACAAGGUUGUUGCUCUUGGCCGGUACUUUGAGGAACCACAUGAGAUUAUGGCUGCCCCAGGGGAAUUCAGGAGAUUCUGUCGACAUUGGCUUGGAAUGCAGAUGACUAAUCUCUGUGCUGCAAGGUUGGGCCUGUUGGAAAAGAUAAUCCAAAAGUUUCCCAACGUCUCCAAAGGUGUUCUUGUUGAAAAGGUUAUAGAAGGGUCGCCUGCUGAACGUGCUGGAAUACUCAACGGUGAUGUUAUUGUUCGAUGCGCACGCAACAAUGUUAGGAGUUUUUUGGAGUUCUGUGGUAUAAUAUGGGACAAGACGGCAGGGAAAUCUGAGAAGCUGGUUGUGAUAAGAGCAACAAGUGGUGGCCGUUUGAAGCUAAAGGUGAAGCUCGAAGAGAUUAGACGAGAAAAUUUUUAUAGGUGGCCGCUCCCUGAAGAAUGCAUGGUGGCUGUUAAAAGAGUUCGGAUGUAAACCCAUGAACAGUUGAAAGUGAUGUAUAUAUACCCUGCUAAUUGCAAUAUUUAUCGGAGUUGUUUAAUUAUGUUCUCCGUUGUUUUAUUUGCAUAGAAUUAUUCCAAUUAACUAUUCUCGUUUAAUUAAUUACCGUUAACUUA
Messenger RNA from Rhododendron vialii, 1478 nucleotides. RefSeq lists its product as uncharacterized. The transcript has 10 exons. The coding region runs from base 1 to 1335 and encodes 444 amino acids. The record is from RefSeq and is a predicted model, not a curated record. Lineage: Eukaryota; Viridiplantae; Streptophyta; Magnoliopsida; Ericales; Ericaceae. Gene Ontology annotation, molecular function: protein binding.